Messenger RNA from Argentina anserina (silverweed cinquefoil), 2840 nucleotides. RefSeq lists its product as uncharacterized. Gene Ontology annotation, molecular function: transmembrane transporter activity. NCBI's taxonomy places the organism in Eukaryota, Viridiplantae, Streptophyta, Magnoliopsida, Rosales, Rosaceae. The coding region runs from base 419 to 2620 and encodes 733 amino acids. The transcript is spliced from 14 exons. The record is from RefSeq and is a predicted model, not a curated record. Gene Ontology annotation, cellular component: plasma membrane.
GAUCUGAAAACCAAUGAUUGGAUUGUUGUUAAAAUGUGGGUUUGAGCUCUUCAAUCUCGGCAAUCUUGCGAUUAUACCAAGCAUAGAGCUCAAAUUGGUUAAUAGCAUAUCCCAAAUUCCCAAUCAUCAGCAAGGUUAAGCUCUAACUACUACAUAUUCAGGGAAUUGUAUUGUCAGCACUAGUCUAUUACCUGCAAGCGUGGUGCAUCAGUCACAAGGGACCAGUUUUUGCGGCUAUGUUUAGUCCUCUACAGGUCAUUAUAGUGGCAAUGUUCUCGGCAGUUGCUUUUGCGGAGCGGCUUUACGUUGUCAGCCUGGUCGGAGCAUUCCUCAUUGUCGUUGGCCUUUACUGUGUGAUAUGGGGAAAGAAGCAAGAUGGUCUUGUUGAUGAACCCACACAGAAUGGAAAAGGAGAACAAUGAUAAACAUGCAAGUACAUACGGAGGGCAUGGAGGGCUGCAGUUACUACCUGGCAAUGGUAUUUGCUCAGCUAUCCUAUGGUGCAUCAAGUAUCCUCACAAAAUUUUCUCUAUUGCAAGGCCUCGAUCCAAUUGUCUUUGCGGUUUAUAGGCAUGUUAUAGCCAUGCUUUUGUUAGCACCAUUUGCUUACAUUAUUGAGAGAAUGAAUUUGCAAAGCAGGAAGCAGAGACCUGAACUGUCAAUUUCAACAGCUGCAAAAACAUUUUUGCUUGCAUUAUUUGGGACUACCAUCCAUCUCAAUGUAUACUAUGCCGGUCUAUCAUAUAUUCCCCCCACAGUUGCUUGCGCACUGGGUAAUGUAGUCCCAAGCUUGACGUUUGUAUUGGCGGUUCUCUUUCGGAUGGAGAAGUUGAAGAUUAGAAGUCGGAGAGGUAAAGCAAAGGUGUUUGGCACACUAGUCUGCGUUGUUGGUUCUCUUAUUUUUACUUUCUGGAAAGAAGGUUACCUAUUCAAGGCUUUUGUUGAGAAGCCACUUAUCAAUGCAUAUAACACUGAGAUGAAGCAUGGUAAGGAAAACUGGAUCAAGGGUUCGGCCCUCAUUCUCACUAGUCAUGUAGCAUGGAGUUCAUGGCUAAUCCUCCAGGCGGUAGUCUCCAAAGCGUACCCUGCUCCAUUGUCACUAACCACCCUAAUCUGCUUUUUUGCAUCAUUGCAAUCUUCCCUUGUUGCCUUGUUCUUUGCAAGAAAUCCAGCCUCAUGGAGACUUGAGUGGGAUUUGAAACUUUUAACCAUCGUCUUCAGUGGAGUUGUGGUCUCAGCAGUAGUCUAUUACCUGCAAACAUGGUGCAUCAGACAUAAGGGACCAGUAUUUGCAGCUAUGUUUAGUCCCCUACAAGUUAUUAUUGUGGCAAUCUUCUCGGCCAUUGCUUUCGCAGAGCGAAUUCACUUAGGAAGCUUGAUUGGAGCAUGUCUCAUCAUCGUUGGUCUUUACUGCGUGCUAUGGGGAAAGAACAAAGAUGGAGCUAUUGCUGAUCUCACCGAGAAUGAAAAAGGAGUACUUAAUGGUGGCAUAUCCAUGAAUGAUUCCAUCAUAGCAGUUCAUAUAAACAUGGAGGGUUGCAGAUACUACUUGGUAAUGAUACUGGUUCAGCUAGCCUAUGGUGGAUCAAGCGUCCUCGUUAAACUUUCUCUUGAGGAAGGUCUCAAGCCAGUUGUCUUUGUGGUUUAUAGGCAUGUUCUGGCCAUGUUUUUGCUAGCACCAUUUGCUUAUGUUCUUGAAAAGAAGCAGAGACCCUCACUCUCAUUUUCAAUAGCUGCAAAAGUAUUUGUGCUGACAUUAUUCGGGACUACCAUCCAUUUAAAUGUGUACUACACUGGUUUAACGUACACCUCCCCCACAGUUGCUUGCGCCUUGAGUAAUGUAGUCCCAACAUUGACAUUUCUAAUGGCAGUUUUGCUUCGGAUGGAGUAUUUGAAUAUAAGAAGUGUCAGAGGUCAAGCAAAGGUCGUUGGCACACUUCUUUGCAUUGGUGGUUCUCUAAUGUUCACUUUCUGGAAAGGGUACCUAUUCAAGAGUUUUGUUGAGAGGCCACUGAUCAGUAUAUAUAGCACUCAGUUGAAGCAUGGCGACGAAAACUGGAUCAAGGGUUCUGCUCUAAUUCUGAUUAGUCAUAUAGUAUGGUGUUCAUGGCUGAUUCUCCAGGCUGUGGUCUCCAAAGUCUACCCAGCUCCAUUGUCACUGACCACCCUGAUAUGCUUUUUCGCAUCAUUGCAAUCUUCCAUUGUUGCUUUGUUUUUCGCAAGAGAUCAAGCUUCAUGGCGACUUGAGUCGAAUGUGCAACUUUUAACCAUUGUCUACAGUGGAGUUGUGAGCUCAGCAUUAGUCUAUUACCUGCAAACUUGGUGCAUCAGCUACAAGGGGCCGGUGUUUACAGCUAUGUUUAGUCCCCUGCAAGUCAUUAUUGUCGCAUUGUUCUCAGCAUUUGCUUUUGCUGAGCGAUCUCAUGUCGGCAGCUUAAUCGGAGCUAUUAUCAUUAUCGUUGGUCUUUACUGUUUCCUAUGGGGAAAGAAGAAAGAUGGACUUGUUGCUGCAGUCACAGAUGAAAAGGGAGUACUUAAUGAGGAUAAGGUGGUCGCCAUUACGCUGAACGAUAUUAAAGUGACGAAUCCUGUAACUACAGAACAGGCAGUCCCAACCUAAGAACAGUUGAUAACAAUGAAAAGUUUGUGUUAGCAAUAGCAUGAUUCAGAAUAUCAAUCCCAUUAGAAAUUUGAUGUUUUUUCACAUAGUCUCGGUUCUCUCUAUCAAAUUAUGCAGAAGUUCAAUGCCAAUAACAAGUUUCUCAAGGAAUUCUCACCCUAAACACACCGCCUUGUAAAGUUCUAACUAGACAACAAAAUCAAAGAGGAAAAAUUCUGCU